Molecule: messenger RNA, 2341 nt
Organism: Perca fluviatilis (European perch)
Lineage: Eukaryota; Metazoa; Chordata; Actinopteri; Perciformes; Percidae
Product: trichoplein, keratin filament binding
Exons: 13
Coding region: 148-1647 (499 amino acids)
Biological process (GO): apoptotic process
Cellular component (GO): keratin filament
Source: RefSeq, a predicted model, not a curated record
CGUGGGGGUAACUAGGAAGUGUAUCGGUAGCUAUGUAAUACUAAUAACAUUGAAUAGCGGCGGUUUUUCUGUGUAGAAAUGCAAAACGUCGACUGUUUUUAACAAAUAUCAACAGAAAGCAAUUAAGUUUACCAUCGAAAGGGAUCUAUGGCUCUGCCGAGCCUCUCGGCCCAUGUGCCCAGUCGGUCCCGGGUGCUGGCCGGACAGCUGGCCCGGCAGCGGGAGCAGGAGGCCCGGUGGCGGCAGCAGUGGGAGCUGCAUGCUCAAUACUUGAGAGAGCAGAGUGUCCGCAGCCAGAGACAGGCGGUGUGGAGCUCCCGUCAGUCCUUCCAGCAGAGUAUGUCGGCAUUCCAUAAACAGAGACUGAAGGAGGAAAAGAAGGCCAGUCUUGAGCAGCGCAGGAAUCGGCUAAGGGCCAUGCUUCAAGAGGAGCAAGACCAGCUGGAGGCGGAACUCAGGGAAGUAGUUCCUGACAGGAACACAUUGGCAAGUCAGCUGGUGCAAAAGACUGAAGAGCUUCGUACGGCAAGAGAGGAAAGAAGAAAAAAGCUUGCACAAGAGCUGCUGAAGGAGCACUGGAAGAAAAACAACACAGAGUUGCGAGAGGUCGAGUCGGCAUUACAUAAAGAUCAUGUUGUCGGCAAAUGGCAGGAGCAGAUAUCUGAGAAGAAACAGCAAGAACUGACAAAGCAAAAAGAGAAGGAACGCUUUGAAAAUGAGUACGAGAUAACCCGAAAAGAGGCUCUGGAGAGGAUGAAGCAAGCGGAGGAGAAAAGGAACGUAGAGGAGCGGAAGAGGGCCGAGGAACUUCGCAAACAGAUGGAAGAACUGAAGCUGAGGGAAGAGGAGGCAACUCACCUGAAGAAGGAGCAAGAGGCUCUGCUGGUCAAACAAUGGGAGCUGGAGAAAAUAGAGGAGGAAAGGAGAAAGGUGGAAGAAAGGCGAAAGAAGUCUGAGAUGGGGCAUUUCUUAAUCCGUCAAUAUCGCGCUCAGCUGAAGAGGAGAGCCCAGCAAGUGCAGGAGGAGCUGGAGGCUGACCGUAAGAUCCUGGCAGCCUUGCUGGAUGGACAGCAGGAGGACAGGAGGAUAGAGACUGCGCGAAGGGAAAGAGCCAUCGCUGAUGCUGCCUGGAUGAAACGUGUGAUUGAAGAGCAGCUUCAUUUGGAGCGGGAGAGGGAGGCUGAGUUCGACAUCCUACACAGAGAAGAAGCUCAACAUGUCUGGGAGAAACGAGAAGCACAGUGGGAGAAGGAGAGGAAAGCCAGAGAACGGCUCAUGCAAGAGGUACUGUCAGGGAGACAGCAGCAGCUGGAGCUUAAGAUGCAGAAGAACAGAGAGGCUCAAGGGGAGUCCCUGAGGAGACGAGAACAGCUGAUCCAGGAGCUGGAGAGGGAGAGGGAGACCAGACGCCAGGAGAAGGAGCAAGAAGAGUGCCGUAGGACCGCACGGAUGCAAGAGAUAAAUGCUCAGGUGGAGCAGCAGCGCCAGGAGCAGUGGGAGGAGCAGUGCAGGAUAGAGCAGGAGGAGGAGGAGGACAGGAAGGCUCUUCAAAUCCAGGAGGAGGAGCUGAGGCGGGAGAUGGAGAGGAUGGCCAGGAAAGGAUACCAGGAGAAGGUUCACAGCAGACCUCGAUCAGCCUGGACAUGAGCAACCUGCAAGACUGAACUCAAAACUGAAUUGUGAGAUGUUUAUUUUUCUACCUGUAAAUACCUUUUAAACAUAGUUUCACGUGUUUUUCAAGUGUGUCAAGUUAGUGGUCAUUGUAAUUGUUCAUACUGGCCUACCGUGAUUCAAAGUAACUGAUUGGGGACAAAAACCACAGUCCUCAUUCAAUGUAAACAUGCAUUUUAAACUUCAUCAAACCAAGUAGAUCUUUUCUUUUUAAUAUUCUCUCUGUUUGCUCUAUUGCUACUGUGUUUUCUGGCUGAGCCACAGCGGAGAGAUAGUAACACGAGAUCAUUUUGUACUAAAAAGAUAACUUUAGAAGAUACCUACUUGAUUUGACUAACUCCUGAAGCUUCAUAUUUACUUUGACAAACUUUAAAAUGCAUUUUUGCACAGCUAGAGGGGUGUGAAUUUUUACAUUAGAGCUGUGUUGUGGAGGGGAUCUUUUCACAGCCAGUAUGAAGAGAAUGAACAAUGUUGUCAACCAAUAACUCUUUAAAUGUCCAUAUGGACAUGCGAGUAUAAAGCAAAGACAUAUAUUGUACCAUUUUGAUGUUUAAUGCUGGUUCGCAUAAACGUAUAUGUAGAAAAGAAUUGAUUUCUUUGCACUUUUAGAGCUGUAUAUUUUCUAUCCAGAAUUUGUAGAUGGUUUUCAAUAAAACUAUUCAAAAUCAAA